Molecule: messenger RNA, 1860 nt
Organism: Brienomyrus brachyistius
Lineage: Eukaryota; Metazoa; Chordata; Actinopteri; Osteoglossiformes; Mormyridae
Product: transcription factor Sp5-like
Exons: 2
Coding region: 304-1428 (374 amino acids)
Biological process (GO): regulation of transcription by RNA polymerase II
Molecular function (GO): RNA polymerase II cis-regulatory region sequence-specific DNA binding; DNA-binding transcription factor activity, RNA polymerase II-specific
Source: RefSeq, a predicted model, not a curated record
CACCAUAGGAGCUUUGUGGAUUCAAAGGAUUUGCUUUCCCCUCUCAAAGAGCCGCUAUUCUUUGAUGAUUGGGCAGCGGCAAACUUCAAAGUAAUAAAUCUUAUUUCUGACUGGCUGGCGGCCCACCAAAGUCCUUAUCAAAUUCUAAGAAGUGAUCCCUCACUCCUCAGAUAGUCCGAGGAUAUCUCACAGAGAAGGAGCGCACAAGAGAAAAGACUUCUCUGCAUAAAGAUAUUUUCGCUUAUUGCCAAAUUCUCUGAAAUUAUUAUUUUUGGGUGAUUUAAAGAAGGGCAAAAGUUGAGCAUGGCAGCAGUAGCCAUACUGCGGAAUGAAACACUUCAUACAUUUCUUCAGGAUCGCACUCCAAACUCUUCACCGGAGACUUCAACGCACUCUCCUCUGGCGCUUCUAGCGGCCACUUGUAACAGGAUCGGCCAUCACCAGGGAUCAAGUACAGGUGAUUUCCUACAGGUCCAAUAUGACACGACCAUCGCCUCUCCGUCGCGAAUCUUCCACCCUUGGAGUAAUGAAGGGAACUCGCAAGCCGGUCUCUCCAGCAAUCCGACGCUAGGACUAUCCCCGAAAUCUCAGCUUUCGGCGCACAUCCAGUCCUCCUUCGGUUCCCACCACGAACUCCCUCUCACCCCGCCGGCGGAUCCGUCCUACCCGUAUGACUUCUCCCCCGUGAAAAUGAUUCCAUGUUCAAUGCAAUCACUGCAAUCAAGCUGCCCGCCAACGUACGUCCCUGCUGUCACAUACGCGGCGCCCACUCCAAUUUCCCCCGCAAUGCCAGGCUUCGUCCCCACACACUCUGGCCUCAUCCAUCAGCAACCGAGGCAACUGUCUCCACAUCCGGGAGAGGACAUUCCGUGGUGGAGUCUUCAACAGGGAAGCGCAGUUGGUCAUCAUUCAUCUAUCGGUUCUCAUCGGUUCCCUUUACAGAGGAGUUUGAUGUUGGGGCAUUCGGAUUUUGCGCAAUAUCAGACUCAGAUAGCCGCCCUUCUCCAUACGAAAUCUCCUCUCGCCACCGCUCGGAGAUGCCGUAGGUGCAGGUGCCCGAACUGCCAGUCUUCCAGCUCCACCGAUGAGCCUGGAAAGAAAAAGCAGCACAUCUGCCACAUCCCCGGCUGCGGGAAAGUAUACGGUAAAACGUCGCACCUGAAAGCGCACCUCAGGUGGCACUCAGGGGAGAGACCGUUCGUGUGCAACUGGCUAUUCUGUGGCAAGAGCUUCACCAGGUCCGAUGAGCUGCAGAGACACCUUAGGACGCAUACGGGUGAGAAACGCUUCGUUUGCCCGGACUGCUGCAAAAGAUUCAUGAGAAGCGAUCACCUGGCGAAACAUGUUAAAACGCACCAAAACAAAAAGAGCAAACCGCAGGAAAAGACUGUAGAAUACGUCAAAAGGGAAGAUCUGAGAAGCAUUUAGUGCGCAAAAGCGACUGAAAUACAUUUAUAUUUUCCAUCAAAGCGAACGCAUUGUCCAAUAUUCCACAUGACGUAUUCAGUUGAUCAAUAUUUCAGAUCUUUGGGUGUGGUUUACAGUGACUGGGUAGAAUAUAUUCUGUGUAAAUAUAUUUAGGAAUGUCCACGGGGAACUUUCAGAACGUUGAUGUCUCACCAGCUGAUGUUCCCUGUGUAUAUCACGUAACGCUGAACAAGUUUUGAACUUGGGAUUUAAUCGCUAUCUUCGGUGGAAGAUUACACAUCUUUGUAAAUGUUAUUUAAUAGCUUUUGUUGAAUGAAAGUGUCCGGUUUUAGCCUCGUGCGGGGCAACUGAGCAUGCUCUUGAAAAGAAAUGCUGUUGGGGGAAAAAUGACCCAAAUACUGUGUGAAAAUAAAGACUUUAUGUUUCAUUUCA